This is a messenger RNA of Schistosoma mattheei, 3741 nucleotides long. NCBI's taxonomy places the organism in Eukaryota, Metazoa, Platyhelminthes, Trematoda, Strigeidida, Schistosomatidae. The record is from the annotation of a GenBank genome assembly.
ACGAAUGUUAUGGUAAUACAAGCGAGGUGUUAUGAAUCUAAAUGAUUUGUAAACCGCCAUUUGGUAGCAGCACGGACAGACAACGAAUUAACGUCCACCCAAGAUGGAUGAAAGAAAUCUUGUCCACUGACAUUGGUCCGGGUUCUUAUGAAUGUAAUGAAUCAUUUACACGGAAAAGAAACACUAUAAACACUUCCAAUUUAAAAAAUAGUAUAUCAGGCUGGAAAAGGGAGUAUGAAGUGCAGCGUAAUGCCGCCAUACCGAAUUUAUUCAGUCGAAAUCUAAAACUAUCAAAGGAAUCUCAGCAAAGAAAUCUUGGACCUGGUCGGUAUAACCUACCAAGAGAAAUUCAGACGAAGGGAACCUCAGAAUCCAUAGGACCCAUAAAUACAACUGCGGAUCGCUUUUCGGAACUCAGAGGAAAUGAUACUCCAGGAGUGGGUACUUAUGGGAUGAAAGGUGAUCCAUAUCUUUAUAAAGAAUUAAUGGAUGCGAAACACAAAUCAUGUUGUACAAAAGGCUUAUUAGAAUGUGGUGGGGAUGGAAGUCGUUCUUUACCGUUGACAGGGUGUAAUGUUGCACCAGGUACCUACGAAAUCAGUGGUUCGGUACAGAAACUACUGGACAAAAAAACCGGGAAACGCGGACCUUAUGAUUUGAUGACUGGACCAAGAAGCUUUAAUUAUACUUCUGAAUACCCAGAACCAGGAACCUAUUCAUUAACAUCAUUUACAUCCAAUCUUUUGCGACCAGAAAAGAAGUAUACAGGGAUGUUUCGUAGACUUGUUGUUGACCAAAGAAAAAUGGAUCAGUGCUAUUCUGCUAGGAUGCAAAACGACCUCGUAAGAUCUAAGGUAAGACUAAUGUGCUUGGUAAAUUCUUUUAGUUUUCCAGUAGUUAGUAAAAUUUCUUAGUUGAAUAAUGAGCAAUGAAAAUGUAUUCAAAAUAUGAAUAUACUAAAUACAACAUUAUCCUCCCAAAUAACCGCACCGUAUUCAAUAAAACUAACAUGUUUGUGAUCUAGUUUACCGUGAAACCAGGUGAUGCUUUUAAUCACAUUAAGUUAGCUUACUGAAGAAGACUAAACAAUUCAAAAGCUUAUAACAACGUCACGAAACUUCAACCAUUCAUCACUUAUCAACUUCCUUUACUUAAUUGAUCAUUGCCCAAACAACGUAAAAUUCACAUGUAUGCCAUGCAAAAUUUAGACAACAGCGUAAUGAUAUUCAUACAAAAUAAGAGGAUCACUAAGCCAAAUAGGGAAUAUAAUACUUGAAUUUUGAGCUAGCCUACUAGUUAUAGCAUUUUCCCCAUGAUCACGUUUUAUAAAUAUCACGAACCAAUAAUGACAUGUAGUUAUGUUUGUUGGGUUUCGCUUUGUUUUUUUAAAGAUAGGACCAGGAUAUUAUGAUCCCAAAUAUUUAUAUGACAAGGAUAAAAGUUUUAAUCAUCAAGCUCCUCCAUUUUUGUCCAGCGCCUCUCGUAAUUCACACUCAAUAUUUACCAGUAGACAGAGUCCAGUUGGUCCUGGACGUUACAAUUCAGAAAAUUAUGAUCGGUCACGGUGUGUAUGGGGUGCUAUGUGUUCUUUUGACUCUACUUCAUCAGCACGUUUAAGUCUAAAAGAAGCUUCAAAAUUAAGAGAGAGAUUACGUCCACUCAAUGUAACAUUUCAUGAAAAGUCACUCAUCAACAACAACAACAACAGGCCACGUGCUAUUCCACUGAUUGCUUAAUUGUCAAAGCUACAAAUGGAAGUAACGCACAUUUUAAAUUGUUAUAUUACAUACUGCACUGUUUUCAUCAACAUAAAAUAAAUAAAUAAACGAAUCAUAUUCCGAAAAUCAUUGCAGAAAAUAUGCUAAUAUUUAAUCAUUGUAGUGACCAUUUUUAUACUUGUAGAUUAUACAUCGAUAAUCACGUUUCAUAGUAAUAACUUGAGUUCACUGUAUACUAUUAUUAUUAUUAUUAUUAUUAUUAUACGUGAUGACCAUGACAGUCUGAAAUAAAUCACAACAUACUUUAGUUCCUUCAUUUAUUAUUGGUGACUUCAUGAAUAAUGUGUUUUCACCCAGCCUCUUUUGAAUGCUCGAAUGAGCAUUCUCGAUCACAUAUAUAUUUGAUUUAGACUUUUGAAGUUUUCCAAACAUGUAUAUCUAAUUUUCAUGGGUGUUUACAUCAUAUUGAAAUAAAUUUUAUUUAACGUUUGAAUUAGAUUAUAUUUUUACCAAUAGUUUCGUGUUAGUUUAUAACGAUAACAUGAAGCAUAGGCCUGCAAUGUUAAAUAAAGUUGUAGGCAAGCAAAUGAUCCACUCAGUAACUGCAAAUAUGUGUUAAUUUGUAUCAAUUUUAAACUAUGAUUUCAUAUGUGUGUCAUGACGUAAAUAUUAGGAUCUGGUUUCCAAUAGUAUCCUAUAUGAAAUCAGUAUGUAGUGAAUACAACGUUCAAAUAUUAUAAUCACUAUUCCUAUUAUUACUAAAGAGAUCAUUUUAAUAUGGUAAAAAAUAAGUUAGUAUGUGACUUAGUAAAUUUAUGGAGAAACAUUUUCACUUUACUUGCACAUAAUGUUCAGCACAAAUUAGGAUAAAAUGUACUUUGAAUAUUAAUAAUACAUGAAUUAAGUCAGAGUGAUAUUUUUAUGAUGAACGGUGAUAAUGAAAGAUCUUUGUCUACCCCAUAAGUGAGAUGUAUAUUUGUAUUGACACGUUAUAAAGUUGGCUGAUUAUGCAAUAUAUAGAAAUCAAUAAUAAUGAUUAGUUUUAGUACUGUACUACGUAAGAGUGUUAAAAUGAUAAGCCUUCGGUCUUUUUCUGAUUACAACGAAACCUAAUAGUUCGUGAGUUACCAAAAUAAUAAAUGGCUUCAUUAAAUGAAAACGAUGUUUGCUAUUUUAAGCCAUGUAAUAAUGUAUAACUUCCUGUUUAAAACCCAUUUAUAACCAUAAUUUGUAGUAAGAGAUUUAGGGUAACAUAAUUUGAAAUUGAAUGCAGUGAUAUAGAAGAUUUCGCUCUUUGUUUACUCACAGGUAAAAAGUUUUAGUAAUAACUCACACUUCCUAUCUUUUAACUUCAUGUACGCUUUUCGAACCAUAUUUUCUAUUUUUCACUACUAUUAGUUCUGCUAAUAUUGUCCCACUAUUUUUUCAUUGUCAUCUUAUUUUUAUCACCUCAGUCUUGACAACAAAUGCUGUAACAUGAACCAAUACACAUUUUUUACAGUGUCCCAUAUAAUUUAUGAAUGAUCAAUUGAUUAGAUUUUUUAAAUAUAUUUGUUUCGAUCAGUUAAUUGUUGACUAGAGAAACAAAUAUGUUGCUAAAUAAGUGUGAUAGUAACAACUGGCUUUUUAUGGCAAUUUAUGUAGUUACUUAUCAUGAAUUCUCAUUCUUUGUACAUUAUUUCAGUGAAUAAAAAUUAUACUGAGAUAUUGUUCGACGUGAUUUUCGACACCCCAUAAAUACCAAAAUUCCAAACAAAGGAAUCGUCAUAAAUAAUGUUUAAUUUAAUAAUAAUAUUAAUAGAAUAUAACAGUUCCAAGGUCAUAUUAUUAAUGAAAAACUAAAUAUAUAUGAAUAAACUAAGAUUAAAGCGAAUGAUCUAAUCAUUUUAUAAAUAAAUCAUUCAACAGUCCAACAUGAGACAGUUUAUUUUUCUUGUUUUGAAAUAUUGCACAAACUUCUGAGUACGUAAAAUAUUAGUUUGAAUAAGUUCACUAAAACAAAUAGAGGAAAACAAAUUAUCAU